AAGUAGGAAUUGUUUCAGUGCAACUAGUGAGUUCAGGCAGUGAUUUGUUCGUCAAACCCUCGCCAGUGGUGUGUUGGAGGAGGUGUACGGGCGCCUCGCUUCAAGAUGAAGCAUCCCGUUGAACUCAAGCGGUACAAAGAAUGUGCCAAGCUCCUGAGAGGCGCUUUGGAUAUGGGCCCCAGGUUGCUAUUUGACUUCGAUGGAAGGUUCAAAAAAAUCGUCCGAGGCCGAGGGCCUGGUAGUCGUGGAAACAGUUGUGGCCGAGGAAUGUCGGGCUCUCAAAAACAUAAGAGUUACCAGAUUCGUCACAUGACACAUGGUGGACAAGUGCCCUUCUAUCGGGUGUUCCGAAAGCACAAGUUAUCCAAUGUAAAUCUGCUUGAACCACUGCCAUCAGAAGUUACACUUGAUCACAUUCAGAAGUGGAUUGAAAAUGGAUCCUUGGAUCCUGACAGGCCAAUUGAUAUGUCACUGCUUGUGCGAGCCAAGUUGAUAGAGUCCUGUGAGGAUGGUGUCAAGCUGGUUGCAUCUGAAAAGCCUCAUUUCUGCUCAAAGAUCAACAUUGUUGUGACUGAAGCUGACCUGGAGGUAAUCAAACUGGUGGAACAGUACGGUGGAAAGAUCCAGUGUCGAUAUUAUACCAGGGAAGAGCUGUCUUAUAUGUCUACACCAAGAGAGUUUGUGCACAAACAAACAGCAGAGCCCGCUUUACCGAAGCAUCGUGACGUAGUGGAGUACUAUUGCAACCCAAUGUACCGUGGCUAUUUGGUGGAUGAAGACAAUGUCCCGCAACCACUGCUGAAAAUAUAUAGGGAUGCACAUGAGCAGAACCAGGAGCACCGACCCUUGCCAGAAAACCUAUCACAGGAGCGAAUCACCAAGCCAGACGAGGUCUCGUUUGCCAAGGACCCGCGUGUUCACCGCUUUGAUUACAUAUCGCAGUGGCAUGAGAAGAGGCGCCUGGCAUUCAUCAACCAUCGAGGCACUGACCAAUUUGCCAAGAAGCUGCUUCGCGCUGAUGCCGUCAAGGUCGAAACAGCCCUGUAGGAGAAUACUGCUGCUGUCUGUAUUCCAGCCCGCAUUUUGUACAUAGGAGUUGAAUAGAUUAUAAUGAGUUUUACUUAUGACUCUUCGUGUGUAAAUACAAUUAGUGAGAUUUUGCCUCAA
Molecule: messenger RNA, 1167 nt
Organism: Sycon ciliatum
Lineage: Eukaryota; Metazoa; Porifera; Calcarea; Leucosolenida; Sycettidae
Exons: 5
Coding region: 106-1047 (313 amino acids)
Biological process (GO): translation
Cellular component (GO): mitochondrial large ribosomal subunit
Molecular function (GO): structural constituent of ribosome
Source: RefSeq, a predicted model, not a curated record